This is a messenger RNA of Malaclemys terrapin pileata, 927 nucleotides long. Its product is annotated as fibulin-2-like. Bases 21 to 581 code for a protein of 186 amino acids. NCBI's taxonomy places the organism in Eukaryota, Metazoa, Chordata, Testudines, Emydidae. The record is from RefSeq and is a predicted model, not a curated record. The transcript has 2 exons.
CCUUCCAAUCUUUUGAGAAGAUGAAGCAUGUUGCAUGCAGUGGAGCAUGGGAGGGGUUUGCAGAAAACAUGAAGCCUGAACACUUGCUUUGCCAGUUGCUGGGCUGCUUUCUGCUACCCACAGCUGCCUGUAAACCCUUGAAAGCAGACUGCACUCCUGUCAAAUGUAGCCCCUGCCCUGACCAACACACAGCGGUGACUGCGGAGAAGAACUGCUGUGCUAUAUGUGUCCCUCCAUGUUCCUGUCCAGAUUACCAGCAAUUGGAAUGCGCCAUGCAAGGCUACGAGGAUGGAAACGUCCCGGUGGGGAAAUCUUUCCACAUAGACUUUGCCACCCGACUCUGCACCUGUGUUUCUACAGGGAAUAUCUCGUGCACUUCAGUUUGUCCUUCGGUUUCACCUACAUGCAAGGAGACCGGAAGCCCUCCUGAUGGCUGUCCCCAGUGUGUAUGUCCCAUUGACAAUGACAGAAUCGUAAUUGCUGGCAGCACCAUCCCCAGGGACAGUGAGAUGUGUGUAUGUCCCCCUGAGGGAGGCAAACUACUCUGCACCCCAACCACCCCUCAGCCCACUACAGUCUAACAAUGAAGAGGCUCUGUUCUCCAAGUAAGCUAAGGAUUGUAGGAGGGCAAAGCUUUUUGUUAUUAGAAUAUAAGAGAACUCCCAUUAUAUCUGAGGGCACCCUUAUGGAAAAUCCUAUAGAAUGUACAAGAAAAUAAUUAUCUUGCUAUAAGUGUUUCAAACUCUCCUAUAAAAUGGAAUAGUGAAGUAUAGUCUUGCUAUAGAAUUGCAUAGGGCUAAAAAAGAAACAAAAACUAUAAAAAGGCAUGCCAUUCUCUAUUAAAUCUCAAAACCAGCUCCAAACAUUUAUAGUAAGUUAUUAUUUUCUGUUUUAACCUAUAGGCAUUCUCCAUGAUGGUGUCCAGGA